Gongylonema pulchrum is the source of this 105-nucleotide messenger RNA. The record is from the annotation of a GenBank genome assembly. Lineage: Eukaryota; Metazoa; Nematoda; Chromadorea; Rhabditida; Gongylonematidae.
AUGAAGGAGGAAGAGAGCAAAAAAGUGGCGAGCGGUUCUGCUCGGAUAUCGUUCAGUCCGGCAGACGAUGAUCUUGAUCGUUCGUUCGAGCAUAUUCUUAACAAC